AAUUUUACUUUUCACAGUUGGCUGUCUUAUCAACUGUAACCCUUACAGAGCAAAAGUGGGCGUGGUUUAGCCGAACUGCACACACCAUGCUAUCCCUUCCACCAUGGUUUAGCCUCCUAUUCUCCUACUCCAUGGUCAAAUCAUCUCCGCAAAUCAUGACAAGGGACAGGGCAGACAGAAAUACCAGUAAAUUUCAACAACAAUAUCGAGGCACUUGACAGGUUUUCUAAUAAAAGAAGCUCUAAUAAUCAAAUCGUUAGGCCUAUGAAUUUAAUUGUUCCUGAAUGUAAUGCGUGGUACUUUAAUCUUCAGUAGAAGACAAAAAUCCGGGCAAAAACAUUGGCCGUUAAAAGAAGACAGAUUUUCUAACCUGAAUAGUCGUCAACUUUAACAAUUAACAUCGCACUUUGUAGAACAGAACAUUUAUUUCUACGAAAUUCUUUCGUCUCGUGUAAAGACGCGUUGAAUAUGUCUACUUUCAUCAAAAUUGAAAAUGCGGAUUCUAAAGUGUCAAAUUACCGAAAGUGUAUUUUAAAAUAAUUUUUUGUCUAAUAACAUUUUAUUGAAUUACAGCUUUAAAAGAAAAAUAUUGAAAAAGUGUUAUUUUUAAAAAACAAUUUUUCACUGAGAUACUUUUUAUAAGAUACAAAAAAAUUUUAAGUGAGCUAAAACUUUUGAACAUACAUUUGAUACAGCUAAAAUUUUCAAAAUAAAUAAUAAGCUUAUUUUUUUAUUAAUAGACGAUUGACACAUUCUGAUUUUAAUAUAAAGUUUAAUAGUAUGUAAAAAUUUACUACAUGUAUAGUUUUAUCAGAAUAUUGAAAGGAAAUAAAAUUUUAAAGAUUCUCAUACAUAUGGAUACCACUAAGCAUUACAAAAAUCGAUUUGAGGAUUAUUCUACUUCUGUUGGCCAUAACAUAAUUAGAAAUGAUACUAAUAUGAUUCAUGAUGAAUUUAAAUCAUUAUUGUCAUCAGAAAUUAAUAAGCUUAUAGAGAUAUUGAAAAAGAACGAAAGAAAUUGGAUCAAUAGCAAUGACUACUCUGUAUACACUGGACAAGCAGGAAUUGCAUAUACAUUAUACCAUUAUGGAAAAUAUUUCAAUGAUUCUGUGUAUAUCAAUAUGGCAACAGAAAUUUUACAAAAAUGUGCUACAGAAUUCAAAAGCAAGCAUAAACUCACAUUUCUAACUGGAGUUGUAGGUCCAUUAGCUUUGACAGCAGUUCUAUUACAAUCACAACAAAAGAAGGAAGAAGCAGAACAAUUCAUUCUUAAGCUAAAAUCGUUAUCUACUUAUGUUUUGGACAAAUCUACUGGUAUCUCAGAUGAAUUACUAUAUGGAAGAGCUGGAUAUCUAGCUAGUUUACUAUAUGUAAAUACAAAUAUAGCUCCAGCUCCUAUAGAAACAGAUCUCGUCGAAAAAGUUGCUUCUCAUAUAAUUAAUUCUGGAAUAUCAUAUGCUUUAUCAAAUCAUAGCCAAUCACCUUUAAUGUAUUCUUGGCAUGAUAAAGAAUAUAUUGGUGCUGCUCAUGGAUUAGCAGGCAUAUUAUAUUUGCUAUUGCAGGCACGACUGUAUUUAACACAAGCACAGAUUGACAAUUAUAUAAAACCAUCUUUAUAUUAUCUUAAAAAAUUACAAUUUUCUUCUGGAAAUUUUCUUUCUUCAGUGGGCAGUCCUUCUGAUAGAUUAGUACAAUGGUGUCAUGGAGCACCUGGGAUGUCUGCGCUGUUCUGUUUGGCUUAUAAGGUGUUUGAGGACAGUACAUUUUUAGAGAUUGCAAUACAAUGUGGAGAAGUAAUAUGGGAACGAGGAUUAUUAAAAAAGGGAUAUAGUAUUUGUCAUGGAGUUGCGGGAAAUGGUUAUGCUUUUAUACAUUUAUUCCAACAAACAAAGGAUAUCAAAUAUUUAUAUCGGGCUUGCAAGUUUGCCGAGUGGUGUUUUCAUUAUGGAUUACAUCAAAAUCGAUCUCCUGAUAGACCUUUUUCUUUAUUUGAAGGUUUAGCUGGUGUUAUUUAUUUUUUAUUAGAUGUACAACAACCACAUUCAGCUAAAUUUCCAACAUAUGAUAUCUAAAUAAGUAUUAAAAAAACUUAAUAAAUUUGUAUUUAAGGACUAUCUUUAGCCUUAAAAAUUUCUAGAUUUAUAUAUUUACGUAUUUCUCUUUUAUUAUUUAAAUUCAAAUGUGUAAUUUACUAUACCGUGUGUUUAUUAUAAAAAAAUCUAAAAUAAAAUAAUAAAAUAGUAAUAAAAUAAUAAUUAUAAUACAAUUCAAAUCGAGAAAGACCAACAUAUAGUUAUAGCAAGAUCAUAGUGCUGAAAAUAAUGUUCGUUUGACUUUUAAAUAUUGUAUACUUUUUAAUUUUUUGAACUGUAAGCAGUAAUGUUUGGUUUAAAAUACAAUUCAUAAAUUGAAAUAAUAUAACAAAAGUAAUGUUUCAAAAUUAAAAUGACAAUUAAUUUAAUAAUACUGAUGUUAAUAAGAUCUAUAAGACCUUCAUCUCUCUUCCUCGACAAAAAUUUGUUGCAAAAAAUAUUAAGCACGGUUUGAAUUUGAAUCUUCCUAUAUUCCGUGCGAAUAUCUUUAACCAAUUCGAUGUGUGCGUGCGUGCGCGAGUACGUGCGUGCGUGUAAUGCAAAAA
Solenopsis invicta (red fire ant) is the source of this 2638-nucleotide messenger RNA. RefSeq names its product glutathione S-transferase LANCL1. NCBI's taxonomy places the organism in Eukaryota, Metazoa, Arthropoda, Insecta, Hymenoptera, Formicidae. The record is from RefSeq and is a predicted model, not a curated record. Bases 798 to 2072 code for a protein of 424 amino acids. Gene Ontology annotation, cellular component: plasma membrane. Gene Ontology annotation, biological process: carbohydrate metabolic process; peptide modification. The transcript has 9 exons.